AUGGCUGGCUUGUGCACAUCGAUCAACUCACUUCAAAGAGAUCGUGGAUUAGAAGAUAUUAAAUUGAAGAAUGGCCAGAGGUGCUAUCGUGAAAAUGAAAGUCCAUGGGACAAUUUUAAUCGCGGGUAUGCAAGCGACAAAAUCGUAAAUCGCCGAGACACUAUUUCCAAGGACGACCGGUUGCCGAAUAUGGCUCGAGGUCGACUGAAGUGCGAGGAAGGUUUGCAACUGCGCCCUAUCCUCCCCGGUAAUGGCGACAUCUGA
Haemonchus placei is the source of this 264-nucleotide messenger RNA. Lineage: Eukaryota; Metazoa; Nematoda; Chromadorea; Rhabditida; Trichostrongylidae. The record is from the annotation of a GenBank genome assembly.